AAACCCAGGGUAAAAUCUUCAAGCAGCACACAAGAAUGGCUUCUUCAGGAAUUUUCUUCUUUGUUCUUUUUGUUCUCUAUGCUUCUACAGUCGCUGCCCAAAACGUGCAUUUUGGUUAUGGAGUUUAUCUUCCCACCACGGAUCUGGGAUCUCCGUUGAGGACCCUGAGGCCUAUUUUCAACGAGAGAGCUAACGACUUCUUGCUGACCGAGAAAUAUACCUCUGUGACAAACAACCAUGCCCACACUAGUAACAACGAAGAGCUCUACAGAUCAUUUGGAGUUACGUUUGCGAUGAACGUUCCUAUAAAAGUUCUGCAGCUUAACAUCGAGGCAUCGUUCAACAAGAUCACGGGGAGCAAGACAAGCGUCAAGACCACCUCCGUGUUUGUGGAGUCAUACAACCAGAGGAUCUACCUCCGGAACCAUGCAAGGACCGUCCAAACCCUCCCACUCAACUCUGAUUUCCUCAGUGACUUGCGCAAACUUCCCGAGCCACCCAACUCCGACAGCGCUUGGGGGCCAUACCGAUCCUUCUUGAACAAGUGGGGAACACACUACGUGUCCGAGACGUUCCACGGCUCAUGGCUGCGCCAGUGGACCGUGGCCUCCUCCACGGCGACGUUCACCCAGCGCCAAAUGCAGGCCAAAGCCUGUGCCAAGCUCACCGGCCUCAAGGGAGUCCUCCCCAACUUGGAGGGCUGCGCGGGGAUCACUCUUGACGACAUGCGCGCCGCGGAGAGGAUCGACACGCAAGACACUCGAGAGGCCCGGGGUGGAUCCUCCGCCACCGUCUCGCAGCUGCUCUCGGGUAACAUAACCAACGAUCUCAUCCGGAAGUUCAUCGAGGAGGGAGCCACGAGCAAGGAAGCAGUACGCUACGGCUUCGUUCCAGUGUGGGUGCCCGUCUUGUCUCAGUACAUGUCGUCCGCGUCCAAGGAGUGGAGAGUGGCGACGGCGCUCCAGGCUUACUAUGAAGGCUUCCUCGCCUUCAAGUGUCCCCUGGAGCGGCUCAACACACCCGCGACUGUCAUGCAGCAGUUUCGAAGGCACAGCAAUGGCAAGUAUCAGUGCGUUCGCCAGUGCCAGGGCUGCAGGCUUGACAAGGAUUGCAACCUUAGUGGUGCAUCUGGAUGCUAUUGCUACGGUAACUCGUGCAUCAACGCUCUGGGACCGGAUGGCCGGGCUCAGGUUCAGCCGAAGAAGGAUAACCUCGACCGUAAUGUGCUGCCUAACAGGUCGUGUGAGUACAACUUUCCUCAGUGCCGCUGCAACACCAAAUCCAAAGAGCCGAACUGUGGUGCUGACAACAUGAUUCCGAUAUGGGACCAGGGUCAGAACAGCAUUGCGAUCGAUUCAAACAUCCUUCUUUAUGACGAAGAAUGAGCCAGACAUGAUUGUGAGUUUGUUGUUUGUGAUUUGCAUUGCAUUACGUCUCUACAAUAACAUGCAUCUCUAUGUGGUUGUGUGUGGUUUGUAUUUAACAGUCCUGUGUUUUCAAAAAGAAUAAAUAAAAAGACGUUAAGUUAUACAA
Selaginella moellendorffii is the source of this 1533-nucleotide messenger RNA. RefSeq names its product DELTA-alicitoxin-Pse2b. The transcript has 3 exons. The record is from RefSeq and is a predicted model, not a curated record. Lineage: Eukaryota; Viridiplantae; Streptophyta; Lycopodiopsida; Selaginellales; Selaginellaceae. The coding region runs from base 36 to 1385 and encodes 449 amino acids.